AUGCCUGCGAACAUUCAUUCAAAGAAUCGAUACACUGCCAUGACGAGUAAUCCAGGUUAUCAAUCAAAUUCGAGUAGUGUUCGUUACACACCUUCGUCGAAAAUACAACAAUUACAAGGACAAGUCGAUGACGUUACAGAAGUAAUGAAAAACAAUCUUCGAUUGGAAUUGGAACGCGGUGGCAAGCUCGAUGAUCUAGAAGCGAAAUCUGAUAUUUUGAACGAAGGAUCUCGACAGUUUGCAAUUCGUUCGCAAAAGUUAAAAAGAACAUAUUGGUGCAAAAAUGUCAAGAUGUGGAUUCUUGUCGGUGUAAUCGUCACCGUAAUUAUCGUUAUUAUCAUUGUUGCUGCUGUUCUAAGCACGAAAAAGAAAAGUUAG
This is a messenger RNA of Adineta ricciae, 378 nucleotides long. Lineage: Eukaryota; Metazoa; Rotifera; Eurotatoria; Adinetida; Adinetidae. The record is from the annotation of a GenBank genome assembly.